CGCAAACGCACGAUGGGUGACGUUGUCGUGGCCGAGCGCAGCCUCUGGAUCGAGGUGCAAUGGGUCUCGCCUUUAAUGACUUUUGUCUUUUGGGUCGCGGCCGUCACAUGGGGACUCUUGACGUCGCCGUCGUAUCGGUACCUCGACACGUACAACCCGACGAUCAGCGAAGCGACGUCGCACCCGCACCAGCACAGCACCAUCUCGUACGUCAUGGCGUGCGUGGCGUCGGCGAUCUUUUGGCUCGUCGUCGUCCUCGCCGUCGAGUUUGGCCUCCACCGCACCGGUGCCAACCGGCGGGAGUUCUACGUGCGCCUCGUCAACCUCUCGCUGGGGUGCCUCGAGGCUGUCCUCCUCACGAUCGCGGCGGCGAACCUCAUCAAGUUCAACGUCGGUGCGCUGCGCCCCAACUUUGCCGCGGUCUGCGCGCCGGUCCUGUCCGCCGACAACAAGACGUAUACGUGCACGACGCCCCGCAGCACGUACGAGGCGUCCAUGAUCUCAUUUCCUUCGGGCCACACGGCAACGACGGCCGCGACCGCGCUCUACACGACGAUCUACCUCCUCUGGACGCUCUACUGCCGCGACCCGCCCGCGAACGCGACGCCGCGGGCCAUGGCGUGGUGCCGCCAAGCGCUCUUCUUUCCGGCACUCCUGCCGCUGGGCCUUGCGAUGGCCGUUGCGGUGAGCCGCGUCACCGACUGGCAGCACCACACGAUCGACAUCACAAUGGGCACGCUCCUCGGGUACCUCGCCGCGUGUCUCUCGGCCUUCCGCGUCCUCGCCAUGGGUCGCGCCGCCGAGUGCGCGCAGACGUUCACGACGCUUCGCUAGUCAUGUCGUCAACGUCUUCGUCGGCGCCGGCAUGAAGGAGGGACAUGCGUUGGUCAGCUUGUUGCACAUGCGCCCUCUGAUAAAGCUAAACUAAAACAACUUGCAUCAUGCUGAG
This is a messenger RNA of Saprolegnia parasitica CBS 223.65, 949 nucleotides long. RefSeq lists its product as hypothetical. The record is from RefSeq and is a predicted model, not a curated record. NCBI's taxonomy places the organism in Eukaryota, Oomycota, Saprolegniomycetes, Saprolegniales, Saprolegniaceae. Gene Ontology annotation, biological process: phospholipid metabolic process; signal transduction; phospholipid dephosphorylation. The transcript is spliced from 3 exons. Gene Ontology annotation, molecular function: phosphatidate phosphatase activity. The coding region runs from base 13 to 834 and encodes 273 amino acids.